Ectocarpus sp. CCAP 1310/34 is the source of this 1802-nucleotide messenger RNA. The record is from the annotation of a GenBank genome assembly. NCBI's taxonomy places the organism in Eukaryota, Phaeophyceae, Ectocarpales, Ectocarpaceae.
AUGCUGGCUCACAAUUCAGCCGGUCAACCGACUUUGAAUGGUGGCCAGACGAAGGUUUCGUAUCUUGCAGCGAGCGAUACGCUGCAGCAGUGCCCUAAUCCGACACACUGCGAUAACGUCAACGUGAUGUCAUCGGGCGGGGGCGGGGGGAGGCAGGAGGAGGAUUCGGGGGCGACGUCGACUGCGACGGUACCCACCCUUGGAGACCUUGACUGGGGCCAGCCGGAGGGCCCCCUGGUGCUCCUGUGGGACGGGAGGAGGAUUGACGGGGUGGAGGUUCCGGACCCUGGCCCCGGGACACGCCCUAUCCGACUCGUGGUGUCGGUGUUGAAGGCUUCAGAAGACAUAGACCAGUCGGCGUGGAUAGACAACAUCCUCGAGCAGGCAGGAGGGUUCGGUCGCGUGCCUGAACGCCGCGGUUCCCGUGCUGAGACGUGGAGCGACCUCUACACUCGGGCGGGAGUUACAGCGUCUGAAGUAGUGGAGCUGGUGUCAAACAGGGGCCCCGCAGAGGUUAGCACCUCCAAGAUGUGUAUCUCGCUGCUGAGGAAUUUUUCGAGUGCCGUCACCCCUGACUACCUCGGCAGCGGCAGGAAACGCGCCUCAGAACGAGGGGGAGGAGGAGCGGGGGCUUCGCAGAUGGAGGCGGUGCAGAUCGCGGGACCAUCCGGCGUGUUCGAGGAGUGGAAGGGCGGGGCCGGGGCAGAGCUAGCUGGACUGGAGCUGUCGGAGGGAAGCGAGCUUCUGGUAGAAGAGCAGGGUGCGGUGAACAAACUCAUCGCGAUGACGGAAUUCUCCUCUCUCGCUGAGAUGGAGGCGGCCAGGCGAAGCCGUUUGGUGAGGGUGGAGGUGGAGGUGGACGACGACCUCGUCGAGACCCUCAGGAGUCAUGGCCUUCCGCUAGCGCACGACGUCGCAGUGGCCACCCACGAAGGCCAACGGGUGCUGCUAAACCUCGAGUGCGAUGUUCACGCCACCAGCGUCCCCCACCUCAAGGCGCUCUGCCUCCUGGGCCUCGUGCCCGCCCUCAAGGAAAACGCCGUCCCCUCCUCGCAAAUCCAAGCCCUGCUACCCCCCCCCCCUCCCCCCGCCCGGGGUACCGCCACCGCCCCCGCAAGCGGAGCAAAGGAGGAGUUAGCCCUCGUGGGGUUGGUCAAAACGGUCCGCCUGGAGGACACCAAGUCUGGGAACGCGCUGGAUGAGUCCUCUACAGGCGCCAGCCUGUUUGCGGCCAGGGUUACCGACGGGGCCCAGCUGAUGCUACAGUGGGGGGCCCCACCGGCCACUGGGAAGGCCUUGGUCAAGUUCUACGUCCGCGUGGGUGAGAGCUUUUGCGGGUAGUAUCAGCAGCCGUCGCUGUGUUUCGUUUGUUUGACUCAGCGGUCAGUGUCGGCUUAUCUGCCGUCCACAAGUUGGAGUGAUGAAAGUCCUGUGUGUAGGUCAACAGCAGCAGCAAGCAGCAGCCAGGCAGGGCAGGGUAGACAUGCAGCCUUCUGUUUGUCUAUUGGCUUGCUCUGCUGCGUGGUGUUGUUAUUUUAGACGGCAAGUAUCACAAGGGGGGUGAUGCUGUUGCUGUAGUAGUCGAUUUGUAGUGUGUGGGCGUGUAGUUCAGUUGUGAGCACGCAAACGUGCUACAGGGAUUGCAGGUGUACCUCCUCGGGCUUGCGUACCCUUUCCUUGCUAAUAGUGUGUGUGUUCUUUAGAUCUUCUGAUGGCUCUAGCAUUUUUGUGACCACGGACCGAGUCUUUGCUAGAUUUUAGGAUUAGCAACUGACACGAGUUUAAUGUAAAGAAAAACAACA